AUUAACUCGAGGCCAACAGAUGUCCCACUGUCUGACAUCACAAGUCGCCUAAAUGUUCGACACUUCGCUGCUUCAAAAGUCACGAGGCAGAACGCGUCUGGGAAAAGACAAGAGCUGCGGGCUGUGGGAUGCGAUCAAGUUACACCAACGACAGGUAGGCUCGGUGCUCAGACAGCCAGCGCCGCUCUGCCGGCCACGACGGACAACUUUUCGUUUCCACUCGGACUUUUGUUACCACAAGCUGAACGAACAUCGCAUGCUUCCCUGUGUUUUGGCGAGGGGAAAAAAAUCCUGAUUUCACAACGUGUGUCAAACGAAUCGCAACAAUCGGGCCUAGAAAUGUUGUGUUGCUGCUUGUCCAGGUCACUCUUGUUGACCCUUUGCAUGACUGUCUUUAUUAUAUCGUCAGUGGCAGGCCAAACAAUCGCAGACUGUCCUGACCCAUGGCUGGCUUAUGGGGACUACUGUUAUCAGUUUGCUGGCACUAACCUGCUCAAGUUUGACAGUGCCAGUUUGGACUGUGGUGAUGAUGGAGCAAGUCUGGUGUACAUAACAUCGGCAGAAGAGCACAAUUUCAUUACAAACUGGUUGGAAAAAUUCGAUCCUUUACACCGGAAUUGGCUGACCAGUGGCCAUGGGUUGUCCAGAAAGGACACAGGUGUAGCAGGGGCUCUGCCUUACCAGUGGGUGGCCACGUCGUCGGCGUUGCUACCCGACCUUCAGUUCUGGUUGCCAGGACAACCGAAUGCCGCCAUGGACAAGUCGUCAGCUGCCAUUGCCUACACGUUUGGAGUGUCGGGAUAUGGAUGGAGUCUUGUUCCAGAUGGUUUUGAAAAUGCUUAUAUCUGUAAGAUCCUCAAAGUUGAAGCUUAUCGUAUUCUGCAACAGACACGGGGCUACGACUACGGCCUGCCGGCUACAGAUGGUGUGAUAGAGCGAGGCCCUCAGUUCAUCUCGAUGCCCAACUCUCUGGUGGUGGUCAGCUCCACGGGGGAGCCUGCAGUGCUGGAGUGCAUAGCCUUUGGUACUCCAGAACCAACCUACAGAUGGGUCCGCGGGAAGAAUUUUGGCGAGGAGGUUUUGGCCUCGACUAACUCUCGCUACAGCCUCAUCAACGGCCGUCUGAUCAUCGAGAAUCCUGUAGAGGCCCAGGACAGCAAUUCUUACCGGUGUGAGGCCAGAAACAAGUUCGGGACCGUCAUCUCCAGCUCUGUCGCCAUUUCUUUUGGAUAUCUUGGCGACUUCUCUAACGUACAGAACGCGCCGGUCCGCGCCAAAGCUUACGACGGGGUGGCCAUCGAGUGCAGUCAGAUCAUCUACAGGCCAGCGAUACAGUACCAGUGGCUGAAGGAUAAUGCACAGUUCGUACGACCAGAAUUUCAGUCAUACAUCUUCAUCUCCAACAAUGGCAAGCUGUACUUUUCUGAGGUAACGAGGUCUGACGAGGGACGCUACCAGUGUAUUGCCGAGCUGAUGGGGGUCAACCGGUUCACCAUCGGAACCAAUCAGCCUCCUGCUCGAUUCUCACUUCCCAUACCUCUAGCUGUCAGCGACCAGAGCCCAAAGUCCAACUGGGGACCAGAAAUCCAGAACGACUUCCCGGCUGUUUUUCCCAAGCCCCCACUCAGAGGCCAGGAUGUUCGUCUGGAAUGUUUUGCCUACGGCUCAUCAACAACCCCGUUCUACUAUUCCUGGCAGCGCCUGGGCCUUCCCAUUCCAGCCUCUGCAGUCUUCCAGGAUUACAACCGGGUGUUGAUCAUCCGUAACGCCCAGAUGGAGGAUGCUGGGACCUACAACUGUACCGUCACCAGGACGUCGAGUGCUAAGGACACUCGUUCUUUCUACCUGGCACUUGGAGCACGACCAUAUUUCGUCGCUCCUCUGAAAAAUCAGCACGCUGACGUCCAUGGCCAUCUUACCUGGAAGUGUGAAGCCAGAGGAAACCCGUCUCCUGUCUACCGCUGGUACAAGAAUGGCCAGCUCCUGACCUCUGACCCCAAUACUCGAGUGCAGGUGUCCAAAAACAUACUUGUGAUAACAAACUUGGACGCCUCUAUGCACGAAGGGAUGUACCAGUGCGAGGCUGUCAACACUUACGGUUCCGAAAUGAGCAACGCGCAGCUGAGAGUUCUGUCUUUUGCUCCAUCCUUUACAAAGAAACCGCUUCCUGUUCAAAUGUCUGGAGCAGUGGGAGGUGAUCUCGUCAUUCAGUGCAACCCAGAAGGAGCCCCACUGCCUCAGAUCACGUGGCUGCGCAAUGGCGGUCAGCUGACGACAGGCACAGACGGUCGCUACAUACAGUAUCCCAAUGGAGAUCUGCUGAUAAAGACUUUACAAAGUUCGGACGCUGGUACAUUCACAUGUAAAGCUGUCAAUGAUGGCGGAGAAGCCGAGAGCUCGACCACAAUUUUUGUCGCCAGCGGCGCUGCUAUAGCGACCGGUCCAUCCGCAGUCAGCGCCAUAGUCAAUGAAACCGCCUUCCUGCAAUGUACAGCCUCUAGAGAUCCCACUACAGAUGUCAACUUUGUUUGGUACUUCAACAAUUAUCCACUGGAUAUUUCAGAUCCAACAUUUUCUGUAGUUUCUGAGACACAAGCAUCCAGCCGAACUGGUUUGUACAUCAAGGGUGUUCAGUUCAAAUACGAAGGUCAAUACACCUGUGUUCUUCAGACGCCGUUUACUGCAGACUCCAAAAGUGGAUACUUGACCGUCAGAGGACCACCCAGUAUGCCAGCAGGCUUGUAUGUGAGAACGGAGUCAGUCACUCAGACCAGCGUCAUGCUGAUGUGGACAGUGGGAGCUGACAAUGGCGGGGCAGUCGUCUCCUUCAUUGUGGAGGCCGAGGACGAGUUCAACCCAAACGAGUGGCAAACCGUCCUGACCGUGGCAACAAAAGACUCCAUUCCAGCAGACAUCCUUCAAACGGACAAGCACGGUGUGCAGGUGGACAACCUUAAUCCGGGUAAUGGUUACCGGUUCCGGGUGUCGGCACAGAACGAGUUUGGUAUCGGCACACCCAGCAUUCCAUCAGAUUUCGUGAAAACCCUCGACGCCCCUCCUUCAGUGGCCCCAAGCAACGUUAGAGGAGGAGGAGGUAGCGUUGGAGACUUAACUAUAAGAUGGGAUCUGUUAGACCGGUCUGAGUGGGGCAGCUCAUCUGUGUAUUACCGUGUUUACUGGAGAAAGAAGACCGAAGGAGACAAUGAAGGACGUUGGCAGUCGGCAACAAAAACUGGGACAGACGAUCAUCAUGUUACCCUUGUAGGAAUAGAAAACUUCUUCCUGCUGUAUGAAGUGAAAGUUCAAGCUAUCAAUCCCCUCGGACAAGGACCCAAUUCUUCCAUCGAAGAAGUCUAUUCGGCUGAAGACUUACCAUUGGGCGUUCCCACCAACGUUGUUUCAAACACUUACAACACUUCCACGAUUGAGGUGUCGUGGACACCUGUACCUGACACACGUGAGGCUGCCAGGGGGAAAAUUCUGGGCUACCAGAUCAACUACUGGCCUCAGGAUCUCGACAAUCGGCGUAAAGACGAGUGGCAGUUUAUUCGUUACUAUGGAGACGACGUGAGUAGCGGACUUGUCAUCAAUCUGGCUACACAGGUCAACACGUGGGUGGGCGUGCAAGUUGUCAAUUCUGCCGGCCUUGGUCCACUGUCUGAACAAUACUUGAUGGAGACAGCAUUCUACCCGUCCUGGCACUACCCAGAAGAAGUUCGAGUGUCUUCUGUCGGAGCUGGGCAAGUUAGAAUCUGGUGGCGGGGUAUAUUGACCACAACGUGGGAGGCUGGACUGACGGCCUAUGUGAUAUUUUACUGGAAUGCCAACGAAGACUUCAGAACGCGACAGGAGCUUCAAGUGAAGUUCCCCAUCAAUGAGGCUAUACUGGACGGCCUGGAAGAAAAUACUCUCUAUGCCAUACGAGUGUGUGGCUAUAACGCGGGUGGCUACGGCGCUAAGUCACCGACACAAUACUUCACUUUUGAGGGAUCUGUCUUCAUUAAUUCUGGCUUAUCGCAAGCGAUCGAUACAUACCUGGCACAAGCUACCUGUCCUAGACCGACUAGCAUCAUCCUGAUCCUCCUUGCAUUCCACACAUUCUUCUCCUGGAUUGGUAGUUAACAAGUCUUCUCCUCAUUACGACUGUUUUCUUCUUGGUUCUGACUUGCAACAAUAAACUACCACCUAAACUACGAUGGACUUCAUCUAGAUGUGUAGCUAGCGACUGUUCAGUACACCUGUUCUCACCUGGAUGGUCUUUAACGAAUGUACACUGCGAUCAUUUAAAUGUGCUGGAAACUGCUGUUGACUGUCUUCAUCUAGAUGUGUUUUGAAACGAUCUUUCACUGGUAAAAGUCUGCUGAGCUCACUUGGAUAUUUUGUUAACGACAUGGUUAAAGUAUACCUGGAAGUGUUGCUAACGACAUUUAUCGGGAUAAAGCCGAUACUUUCAGCUGGAUAUGUGACGUAUUCACAAAAGAACGACUUCACCUGGCUGUGUUGUUAAUGACUGAUCAAAAGCUGUUUCUUUCACCCAGAUAUGUGACUAACGAGGUAUACACCAACGUAUUUUUUCACCUGGAUCUGUUGCUAACAAAUAUUUACUGGAGAAUGAUUUCAACUGAAUGUGCUGCUAACAUAUUCUCGCUCAAGUACGACUCUUGAAUGUGAACCCCGAGUGAACAAACGUUGAUACAGGUGUUCAGGAGAAGCCGUUACAGGGAAUCUUCAUUCACUGCUGAUAGACUGGAUAAUAAAAGUCGGAUGUGACCUGAGACAUAAGAGUUUUGGUGUCAUAGGCUCGCUCACAUCGAUGAUAAUUGACUGUUGCCAUUCUUCGAAACAAAUUAUAGAAUUUUUUUCCCCGCUUUUAACGACAUUAAGGAGGUUUUUUGCACAUUUUGUUUUGUUCCGUUUGUGUUCUAUUUUAUUAAUAUGUUUCCAAAUAUCUGCUCAAUGUUAUCAAGACCAAAGAUUUUAACGGUAAAGCUGCAGUCUAUUAAAUGUUAUUAUUGUAAA
Molecule: messenger RNA, 5019 nt
Organism: Pomacea canaliculata
Lineage: Eukaryota; Metazoa; Mollusca; Gastropoda; Architaenioglossa; Ampullariidae
Product: contactin-3-like
Exons: 27
Coding region: 340-4122 (1260 amino acids)
Biological process (GO): cell-cell adhesion
Molecular function (GO): protein binding
Source: RefSeq, a predicted model, not a curated record